AUUGAUCAAAUUUAUAUUUGAAUUUCGAUUCCCUUCCAAAGUGAUGAUCUUUUUGCUUGAAACCCAUGUUUUUUUCUUAGUAACUUUUCUGGGUUUUUGCUUUGUUCCUCACGGAUCUUGUGUUUAUUGCUGAACUUUUGAUUACCCAAAAUGAAAAAGCUUUAUAGGAAACUGGUUCUGAUGAGAAACCCGUUGUCAAGGCAUUCGAGCAGAGUGUUCAACGAUAGGAAAUGGAUUAUACCAUUUCUCGCAAGCUUAUUAAUGUCGAUUACUUUGUUUUUCUCUGCCAUUUUUGGGGUUUUCAAUGCUCCUCACGGUGGAGAUCAGUUGCCAAUGCCACUUGACGUUGUUUCCGUUGCAAAAACGGAGGAUUCAAGUGGGUACUUUGUGGAAUCUGAUUUGAACAAAUUGUUCAACACCAUGGGUUCUUCGAGUCUCGAGGCGCCUAGGUUAGCAUAUCUUAUUUCAGGGACUAAAGGAGAUAGUAAUAGGAUGAUGAGGACAUUGCAGGCUGUUUAUCAUCCUAGGAAUCAGUAUGUUUUACAUUUGGACCUCGAGGCUCCACCUAGGGAAAGGUUGGAAUUGGCGAAUGCGGUGAAGAAUGAUCCGACUUUUGCCGAAGUAAAAAACAUUCGUGUAAUGGCGCAAUCGAACUUGGUGACGUAUAAAGGUCCGACGAUGAUCGCUUCUACGCUUCAAGCGAUUGCCAUACUGUUGAAGGAGAGCUUGGAGUGGGAUUGGUUUCUAAACUUGAGUGCCUCGGAUUAUCCACUUGUGACUCAAGAUGAUUUGUUGCAUGUUUUCUCCAAUUUGUCAAGAAAUUUCAAUUUCAUUGAACAUACGCAGAUUACUGGUUGGAAGUUGAACCAGAGGGCAAGACCAAUCAUUGUUGAUCCCGGCCUUUACUUGUCCAAAAAGUCCGACAUUGCUUGGACUACACAACGUCGAUCACUACCCGCAUCUUUCAAGUUAUAUACAGGUUCUGCAUGGGUAGCACUUACUCGAACCUUCGCUGAGUAUUGCAUAUGGGGUUGGGAUAACUUCCCAAGAACCAUGCUCAUGUAUUAUACAAACUUCAUUUCCUCUCCGGAAGGCUAUUUCCACACUGUUAUUUGCAACACCAACGAAUUUCGCAGCACCGCAUUAAGCCACGAUCUCCACUACAUUGCUUGGGACACUCCUCCGAAGCAACAUCCAAUCUCGUUGUCGAUGAAAGACUUUGACAAAAUUGUAAAAAGCAAUGCGCCCUUUGCUCGGAAGUUCCAUAAGAAUGAUCCGGUCUUGGAUAAAAUCGACAAAGAGCUUCUUGCUCGCACAGGCCGUUUUGCACCUGGAGCAUGGUGUAUAGGUAGUUCAGAGGGUGGAGCUGACCCUUGCGCCGUACGUGGUGAUGAUUCCGUGUUUAGGCCAGGCCCCGGCGCUGAGAGGCUGCAACGACUCGUAAACACGCUAUUGUCCGAAGAAUUUCGGAAAAAACAGUGUUCGUGAUAGCGGUAUAGAGUUGGAUCAGAUAAUCUCCCAAGUGUAAAUGGCUAUAUAUAUGCGUAGUUGGAAUUUUGUUUGUAAGCAUACAACGAUGGAUAUUCGAUAUACGACUACUUUAGUCA
Molecule: messenger RNA, 1607 nt
Organism: Hibiscus syriacus
Lineage: Eukaryota; Viridiplantae; Streptophyta; Magnoliopsida; Malvales; Malvaceae
Product: beta-glucuronosyltransferase GlcAT14A-like
Exons: 4
Coding region: 151-1488 (445 amino acids)
Cellular component (GO): membrane
Molecular function (GO): glucuronosyltransferase activity
Source: RefSeq, a predicted model, not a curated record